GAAAGAAUAAGCAUGCAAAUGAGAGAAGUUCAGGCAAAAGCUGAAUUCGAGAGAGAAGUACCAACAGAACUUGGAGCAAGCAGUAGGAGAUCUGUAACUGCAAAUCCCCUUCGAUCUCUUCAAUCGAUUCCUCAAGCAGUAGGAGCUUGGGUUUGCGAUGAACCCAGCUCAUGGGUUCACGAUGGCGAACCCAGGCUCGUGGGUUGGUCGUGAACCCAGCUCGUGGGUUCACGAUGGCGAAACCUAGGCUCGUGGGUUCACGAUGGCGAAACCCAGGCUCGUGGGUUCACGAUGGCCAAACCCAGGCUCGUGGGUUCACGAUGGCGAACCCAGGCUCGUGGGUUCACGAUGGCGAACCCAGGCUCGUGGGUUCACGAUGGCGAAACCCAAGCUCGUCGAUUCACGAUGGCGAAACCCAGGCUCAUGGGUUCGUCGUGAACCCAGCUUGUGGGUUCGUCGUGAACCCAGCUUGUGGGUUCCUCGUGAACCCGUGAGCUGGGUUCCUCUCGAACCCGCGAGUUGGGUUCGUCGAGAACCUCUUAAGCUGGGUUCGUCGUGAACCUCUCAAGCUAGGUACCUCGCGAACCUCUCGAGCUACAUUCCUCGCGCCUCUUGGGUUUGCCCGGAGGUAAAAGAAAAAAAAAAGGCUGGAGAAAGGAAAAGCCGGGGAAGAAGAUGAGGGUAUAUCAGUAAUUAAAGGUAAAAAAUUUAA
Rubroshorea leprosula is the source of this 712-nucleotide messenger RNA. NCBI's taxonomy places the organism in Eukaryota, Viridiplantae, Streptophyta, Magnoliopsida, Malvales, Dipterocarpaceae. The record is from the annotation of a GenBank genome assembly.